This is a messenger RNA of Phytophthora nicotianae INRA-310, 1136 nucleotides long. RefSeq lists its product as hypothetical. Gene Ontology annotation, cellular component: nucleus. Lineage: Eukaryota; Oomycota; Peronosporomycetes; Peronosporales; Peronosporaceae. Gene Ontology annotation, molecular function: DNA-(apurinic or apyrimidinic site) endonuclease activity; oxidized pyrimidine nucleobase lesion DNA N-glycosylase activity; DNA binding. The coding region runs from base 28 to 1020 and encodes 330 amino acids. The record is from RefSeq and is a predicted model, not a curated record. The transcript has a single exon. Gene Ontology annotation, biological process: base-excision repair; base-excision repair, AP site formation; nucleotide-excision repair.
UCUUUUUGGUUGCCAUUUCAACUUUUAAUGGGGACGUCUGGGACGACUGGCGGUAAUCCGUUCACGCGCUUCGCGUACGCUUCGGCGCGCACACAGAGCAGCGGUAGUGCGGACGUUAAGCUGGAGGUGACCACGCAGCAACCUGGGAGCUCCAGCGCCAAGCGUGGCAGAAGCGAAGAAAAGAAGGAGGCUUCUCUAAUCCGUCCGACGAAGCUUGUUAAGAUCGAACCUGCGUCAGAGACCAAGUCAUAUACUGACGCCGCACAGUCCGACAGGCGACUGGAGUUGCUGCUGGGGCUCUAUGAAGCUCGGAAAAGCAAGGAGACGCCCAUCGACAAGUUCGGGACGCAUGCCUGUGUAGCUCCUGGCGUGAGCAACGCCAAGGUUGAGCGUUUCCAGCUGCUGGUGGCGGCACUGCUGAGCUCUCAGACACAAGAUCCGAUCACUUACGCCGCGAUGCAGCGUCUGCAUCAACUCGGAGAAACCGACGAAGGUCUCACCAUUGAAGUCGUGCAGUCCACGAGCGAGGAGGAACUGGGCAAAGCGUUAAAACCCGUUGGGUUCUACCACCGCAAGGCGCAUCAGCUCAAGCGUGUAGCUGCUAUCCUACGCACUCAGUUCCACGGGGAUAUUCCUCGUUCGCUGGACGAAAUACUGCAGUUACCAGGUAUUGGACCAAAGAUUGGUCGAGUCAUCACGUUGUUAGCGUGGGGCCACGUGGCCGGCAUUGUGGUGGACACGCACGUACACCGCUUAGCUCAACGCCUGGGCUGGGCAUCUACGACAACCCCGGAAAAUACGAGAAAGGAAUUGGAAGAGUGGAUCCCUCGAGAACACUGGGGUAAUCUCUCUCUCGCCGUCGUGGGCUUCGGCCAGACUGUGUGCACAGCGAAACAUCCGUCCUGCUCCAAGUGCCCGUUAGCUGCAAAAUGCCCCAGCGCAUUCAAGGUAGAUUCAUCAAACAACAGCAAGAACAAGAGCACACAGAAGACCAGGAAGCGCCGAAUUGAGAACAAAUAGUCGGACACUUGGAAAUCAGCAUAAGAAUAUGAGCAUUGUAUUAAUUGUAGUGAAGCUGCGCUGUCCAACAGACCACGGAGCACAUGACACAAUUGGGGUAGCUAACUUGGUGAUGC